Molecule: messenger RNA, 1074 nt
Organism: Chelmon rostratus (copperband butterflyfish)
Lineage: Eukaryota; Metazoa; Chordata; Actinopteri; Chaetodontiformes; Chaetodontidae
Product: lipopolysaccharide-induced tumor necrosis factor-alpha factor homolog
Exons: 6
Coding region: 45-656 (203 amino acids)
Molecular function (GO): zinc ion binding
Source: RefSeq, a predicted model, not a curated record
UGUGCAGGAUACACUGUGAGCAGCUGAGGACAUUAGCAUCCACCAUGACGUCUUCAGACAGCGAGCAGAAGAUAUCUGCAGAGUUGAAACAACUUUCGCUCAUGAGACAACAACUUCUGGAAAGGAAAAAAAUCCAGUGCAUAUUUCAAGAGUUGAGAAAUCGUGCUGAAUUUGGACAAGCAGAGGGGGCAGCCUCAAAUCAGCAUGAGAUUGACAGCAUUGAUGACAAACUGAAACAACUGACAGAGAGGAAGGCUGAACUCCAAAAAAGCCAUGAUAACAUCCUUCAUGCCAAAGAUAAGAAAGAGGAUAGUUUAACUUCCAGUCAGAUGACGGUGCCUGUUGCUCCUGUUCCUGCCUCCAAUAUGAUCUAUAUUGAAGCCCCUCCUUCUAUCCCUGCCCCUACUGUGAUUCUGGACUUGGAAAACUUUCCACCCUGUCCAUGCAGGACACAGUGUCCAGCCUGUGAGCAGUUCAUCGUGACAGAGACUUUUACCUCUGUCAGCAGCUUGACCUGGCUGGUGUGUUUCAUGAUAGCUUUGACUGGCUGCGCAGCCGGUUGUUGCCUCAUACCCUUCUGCAUCGAUACAUUCAAGUCUACCACACACAAAUGCCCGAGGUGUCGGACGUCGAUCAUCACUAUUAAAAAGCUCUGAGAGAAAAGAAACUCUUGAGAACUUGAAGCUCAAAUUGAAAGAACAUCACAUAUUGACCUAUUGGUGGAGUAGUAUUUCAGCUGCAGAGUUUAUCCAUUCAGGAUCAUUAUAAAUCAUUCUCCGUUGUGCAGGAUGCACUGAAUAUCAGUGGUAGAGGGAUAAUGUUUGUCAACGCAAACAUUCAGUUUGCUUUUAAUUGACUACAUGUCAGAAGGAACAUGGGGUGUAGACUAAUAUAGUCUGCCUCUAUGUAAAUGUAUAUAAUGCAAAACCUUCAGGAUGUAUCUGUAUAUCCAAAUUCAGCUUUUACUGAAUUUUAAAAAAUCUGAUCAAUAUGAUCAGAUCACUGUAGCAUAUUUACUAUAGCACUUCAAAUAUGUGAAAUCAGUCGCCUCUUAAGGGUUAGAAAUGUGAAGCU